AUGGGGUUAAUUUUAUUCGAUUUUGAGUUCAAAUCGAAUCCGCAUCCAACUUCCUUUCCUGUUGAAUCUGGUAUCCUCCCUGCCUGUCUUUGUUCAAUUUUGUUUUUGUUUGCCUCUAUUAAAAAUCGAUUUGUUCAAUUUUGUUUUUUUUUUGGAUUAUUUGUAUUUGAUGCGGACUCCUACAAGUCGUGCAGAAAGCAUGCGCACUGAAUCGGUCAAAAUUUUGGAGGACGGACGAAAAUUUCUGUGUGACGAACGGGAAAAUUUGUUAUUUACGCGAAGGAUUUUGAAUCUGUCUCUGUUUUUUUUUUGUUUGGCGACGCAAUGAACACAUGUGUGCGGGACGGAGGAUGCCACUCGGAUUUACGGACGAUAAUUUUUGGGUGACGAUUGGAAAAAUAUCAAUCUUUUAAUAAUUAUUAUUAAUUAUUAUUAUUAUUAGUUAAGAUUAAGAUUUCUCGUCCGUCAAUCCGUUUCGUCCGUGCGAUUCUUCCAAUCGUCAAUGUCUGAUUUUGUCGUUGGCGUGUAAUUUUCCGAUCAUCACAGUAUAAAGGAGGGGAGCGCCAGACCACCACACAUCGCUCCCCCGUUCACCAAGACCACCACCACCUUAUCCCUUUCGCACGACCGCAUCUCCCGCACACGCGCAGUGAUCCGGCCGCUUCCCCCGUUGCCGCUCUCUUGUACUACCAGUACCUGUUGCCUCGCCUAGCUAGCUGCUGGCCUGGCCGGCGUCGCGUGCCUUCAUGGCCUCGCUCCUACCCAGUCCGGUGUUCCCCACCGCCGCCGCCGCCGCGGCGUCCACAUCCUCGUCCUCGAGGUGCCGGUGCCGGUGCCGCAUCACAACGUCAUCUUCGGCGCACGGUUGGUCCAACUGUCAGGGCUGGAGACUCCAUCACCGGGUUUGGGCCGCCCAGGCUGCUGAUCAGCAAGGAGGGGUGCAGCAGCAGCAACAACAAGAAGAAAAUGAAGACGGUGUAGUCGACAGCAACGUGCUCCCCUACUGUAGCAUCAACCGGAAGGAGAAGAAGACUAUUGGGGAGAUGGAGCAGGAGUUUCUCCAGGCGCUGCAGGCCUUUUAUUACGACAAGAAGGCCGUAAUGUCGAAUGAGGAGUUCGAUAACCUCAAGGAGGAGCUUAUGUGGGAAGGAAGCAGCGUUGUGAUGCUAAGCCCUGAUGAGCAAAGACUUUUGGAAGCAUCCAUGGCUUAUGUGGCUGGCAACCCCAUUAUGACAGAUGCUGAAUUUGAUGAACUAAAGCUGAGAUUAAGGAAAGAGGGAAGUGAAAUCGUACAAGAAGGUCCAAGAUGCAGUCUUCGAAGUCGAAAGGUCUACAGUGACUUGACUGUCGAUUACUUCAAGAUGUUCCUGCUAAAUGUUCCAGCAGCAGUUUUAGCUCUGACACUAUUCUUCUUCCUGGAUGAUUUGACAGGUUUUGAGAUCACAUAUCUUCUUGAGUUGCCAGAGCCUUUCAGUUUCAUCUUCACAUGGUUUGCCGCACUGCCUCUAAUAUUUUGGGUAGCACAGGCAAUUACGAGUGCCAUAGUGAAGGACUUUUUAAUUUUGAAGGGACCGUGCCCGAACUGUGGCAAUGAAAAUCUUUCCUUCUUUGGGACUAUACUGUCUGUGCCUAGCGGUGGUGCAAGAAACAGUGUGAAAUGUGCAAAUUGUAGCAGUUCAUUGGUAUACGAUUCUGCAUCCCGAUUGAUUACACUCCCAGAAACAGCUGAGGCUUGAUUGAAGAUCACUUCGGACAGGAGCUGCACCAAAGCAAUUCCUUGUAUCUACCAUGGAGAGCAAGAUGAACUUUUCAUCUUGUGACAAUCGUGUUGUGAAGCAUCCUUUUUUAUACUCCUUAGUCUGCCUCUUUAAAUAUUGUAUAUAUUUGCAUUUAUUAAAAGUUUAAGAAAUAGCUAUGACUAUAUAUACUGUAUAAACACUUUGGAAAGUUUAUAUUGUACAUGAACUAAACUGUCGUCAUAUCAUGAUGAAUGUCUGACUGGCCCAUGCUUAUUGAGUAAAUGAAGUUAGCAGUACA
Molecule: messenger RNA, 2037 nt
Organism: Oryza sativa Japonica Group (Japanese rice)
Lineage: Eukaryota; Viridiplantae; Streptophyta; Magnoliopsida; Poales; Poaceae
Product: PGR5-like protein 1A, chloroplastic
Biological process (GO): photosynthetic electron transport in photosystem I
Cellular component (GO): chloroplast thylakoid membrane
Molecular function (GO): oxidoreductase activity, acting on iron-sulfur proteins as donors
Source: RefSeq, a predicted model, not a curated record